Molecule: messenger RNA, 1886 nt
Organism: Lineus longissimus
Lineage: Eukaryota; Metazoa; Nemertea; Pilidiophora; Heteronemertea; Lineidae
Product: KICSTOR subunit 2-like
Exons: 11
Coding region: 81-1451 (456 amino acids)
Biological process (GO): cellular response to glucose starvation; negative regulation of TORC1 signaling; cellular response to amino acid starvation
Cellular component (GO): KICSTOR complex
Source: RefSeq, a predicted model, not a curated record
CGGCGCCCAUGAAAAAGUAAAGUUUCUCACAAAUCCCAUAAUAAACCUCUGUUUUCUUGCAAAGUUGUAAUUGUAUAUUGAUGAGUUAUGAGCUAACUCCGAUUAUGGCGACAGGAGGCUCCCCAACCCAUGCUCCCCCAGUAUCUCAGGAGCAAGCUCUGCUUGAGUCGUUCUUCUCCUGCUUGAGUCAGUUUGCAUAUGACAAGGCAAAGGAACUAAUGGAGAAAGAGCGCGACGGCCACAAGGCCACGUUCGGUUCAUCCUGGGGUUUGCUUAUGCAUUCCAUGGCUAACAUGGCCAUGAAUGAGAAAACCUACACUUCACUGGUUUAUUUGAGUCCAAAGUGGUUCGGUCGCAAAGAUGUGUUCCAGAAUAUGCGUUCCUCCUACACCAUCCUCCUGACAGAGUUGAAGAGGAUAGAGGAGAUACCCGGGACACAGGCAGACCCCGAGUUGGUAGCCCCACCACCAUCAUCAGAGAAACUCCUCUCACACCUCUGUGGGCAGCUUGGACACUUUGUGACGGCAAGAAUUAAGAUGAUGGACUUCUAUGAACAGAUGUCAACUAUGGGCUCGAUGAAAGUCAUCAACUUCGACGAUCUUCUCAAUGUUAUCGCACACAUCAGUCAGAACCAUCAGAAAAACUUCCACCAUCCGAUUCUCAGUCCACUGAAAACUUCUUUCACGUUAGAAUGUGACAUCAACUCACACCUACUGCAAGCACAGAAAAACAUGGCCAACUGGCAGUUCCUCACCUCACUUUUGCAACUCCACGAAGCCCACACGAAACUUGCUAUCUGGUGUGAUGUCACGCAGAUGAAGGAUACAACUAAGAAGUUAACGUUUGGUUCUUCCAAACAGCCAGCAGUCCCAGCUCUUUAUCAUUGGCUCAAUAAGUUCAAGGGAGUCUUAGUAUCAAAGUUCAGCCUAUAUUUCUACGACACCCUGUCUAAACAAGCUCCUCAAGGUGAAAUGAAAUCUGUGAUGGCAAAGGCUACAGUGGACUUCAUUUCCAGAAUCACAACCUUCCAAAAGAAAUCUGAUGCAGUUAAUAUCUCACUGGUCUUCGACGUCCAUGGAAUAGAAGACCUUUACAAUGGACCUGGCUACCAUCACCCCAAUAAGUUCUCAGAAAAACCAAAGGGACUCGAUAGCUAUCCGGCUGUGUUUGCUUAUCCUGGGGAAAAACCGUCCAAUCACUGGCCCAAUGUGAUCAUGAUCAUGGAGGACCGACGAUCAGAAAAUACUUUUGACAAAGUGAUCUUUUUCUAUGAUAAGAAAAUGCAGAGUACAUACUUCAUGUCCAGGAUCGAGCCUCGGAUUACGUUGGUGCUAAUAUUCGAAACGAAAAAGGCGGAGAAGGACUCUUAUAUUGUGAACUUUGUCAAUGAAUUCUCCACGUUGCUGCGACUGAACAAGACAUUUCAGACUCUAAAACAAGGAGCGAAAUAGAAAGAUAGAAGGCUAGGGUGCCCAAUCAAUUAAUCGUACUAAAUCUUAGGGAAAAUAUUUUCAGACACAAUAGACCUGCCCAAUUUUUUGUGACUGGUAAAAUUAAGGAAUGCAUUACCGGUACUCCAUUUCGCUCCUCUGAAAUACAUUUGAGAAAAUAUUCCAGGGAGUCUGUUGUGGCUGGUAACCCACAUAUUCAUUCGAUGGGCACUAUGAUAAUCAGCAGUGUUGAUUUUGUCCCCUGAGGGCCCUCUUUCUUCCAGUUGGUGCUAUGGUUUGUUCAAAGAAAAUGGCGACUGUUAGUUAUGAUUAUGAAAUUGUUGAAUAAAGUGAGCAUUUUGAGAAUAAAGCUCAAGCUUUUGGGGCUUGUUAUUUCAUGGGGAUGUGUUCUGUUCUAACUGUGAUAUAUGUUCAUACAAAGUCCUACCCAGAAAA